Molecule: messenger RNA, 1451 nt
Organism: Melitaea cinxia (Glanville fritillary)
Lineage: Eukaryota; Metazoa; Arthropoda; Insecta; Lepidoptera; Nymphalidae
Gene: serpin-32
Product: serine protease inhibitor-like
Exons: 1
Coding region: 33-1229 (398 amino acids)
Molecular function (GO): serine-type endopeptidase inhibitor activity
Source: RefSeq, a predicted model, not a curated record
GCGUUAAACGCUGAGCGAUCCAGCCGCUCAGGAUGUGGAAAAUUGUGUUGUUCGUAGGCAUUGUUACAUCCGCACCCAAUGACAAUACGGCCGGUUUAAACUUUAAUCAAAUCAAUCAAUUCACGCUGGAACUAUUGAACAAUGUUUACAUGUAUCAGCAGAGUUUCGGUGAGAAUAAUGUCGCGAUAUCUCCGCUGUCAAUUUGGAGUAUAUUCUCCUUGUUGGCGGAGGGUUCCGCUGGAGAAACCUUCGCGGAAUUAAUGAGAGAACUACGACUGCCUAACGAUUUGAGGGAAACACAAAACCUUCAUUCAGCUGUCGUCAAAUUAUUGAAGAAUAAAGGUCAAGAUGUAACGCUUAAUACUCAAACGGCGAUGUUCUCUGAUCGAAACCUCAAGGUUCAUCCUGAAUUUUGUGAAUCGGCGCUCUAUUAUAGUACCGAUGUGUACUCCGUUGAUACUACCAAUACGACUAAACUGGCAAAUGAUAUAAAUUAUUAUGUAUGCGUAGCCACCGAAGGUAGGAUCCGUGAAGCGGUGAAACCAGAACUUCUUGAUGACUUGAGACUUAUAUUAGUCGAUGCUCUAUAUUUCAAGGCGAGCUGGACGAAUCCCUUCGACCCUACGCAGACUAGGGAGGAAGCCUUCUAUAACUCUCAAGGUAAAAUAAUCGGAUCAGUAAAUAUGAUGUAUCAAAAAGCGCGUCACAAUUACGGUGAAUCCAACCUGAUAAGUGCUCAAAUUUUGGAAAUGACAUAUGGUAAAUAUGAGCAGUUCUCUAUGUUAUUCCUGUUACCAUUCGAUGGAUUUUCGAUGCAAAAUAUGUUGAACGAAUUAGCGACACAGCCCUUGGACUGGAUGAAGGAGUACAAAAUGUCUGAAAAUCCACAUGAAAUAGAUUGUUACAUCCCACGUUUCAAGAUAUCGUCAAGGACAGAUUUGAUUCGUCCUUUACAAUACAGCGGUAUACAGAGAAUAUUUGAUAUGGAGAAGGCAGAAUUACCGGGCGUAUCCGAUAGUCCACUAUUUGUAUCGAAGGCCGUUCAAAACGUUGAAAUCGAAGUCACAGAAGAAGGUACGGUUGCAGCAGCGUCUACAGUUGUGGGCUUAGAAGAUAGAAUUUUAGGGCCACGCUUUGAAGCAAACAAGGAGUUUGCAUUUCUAGUCGUGGAUAGAUCGACAGAUCUAGUUUUACUGGCCGGUGUGUAUGCAGAACCAAGUGUUGAGUAAAAUGUGUUAAAUUUCGACUGCUUUUGUUGUUUUUUUUUAUUGAGGAAGUUUAUUUUAAGGUUAAAUUAAGUGUGUGAGCCAGAGUUACCAAAAAAUAUGAAUUUGAGACAAUACGAAAUGUUUUAAUAAAAAACAAUACUAAAAGCUACAUUAUUUCUAACGGUAAAAUGAAACGACUCAUGCGAUAAUGUUAGCAGAAAUAAUAAAAUAAUUACUAUGUAA